This is a messenger RNA of Exophiala bonariae, 1836 nucleotides long. RefSeq lists its product as uncharacterized. NCBI's taxonomy places the organism in Eukaryota, Fungi, Ascomycota, Eurotiomycetes, Chaetothyriales, Herpotrichiellaceae. Gene Ontology annotation, cellular component: nucleoplasm. Gene Ontology annotation, biological process: regulation of alternative mRNA splicing, via spliceosome; mRNA splicing, via spliceosome. Gene Ontology annotation, molecular function: N6-methyladenosine-containing RNA reader activity; mRNA binding. The transcript has 3 exons. The record is from RefSeq and is a predicted model, not a curated record. Bases 1 to 1836 code for a protein of 611 amino acids.
AUGGAAUUCGAAACGUAUGCUCAACAUCCUUUUGGUAUGAAUGGCUACGCCGGUCCAGGCAUGAUCAACAUGUCCAGUAUGGUUGCUGCCCUACCAGAUUACCAGGCGCGACACUAUCAGCAACAACCUUUUCCUCAACAGUUUCAAUCGCCAGGAGCGGCUAAUCAGUCUUUGAUGUACCAAUAUCAACAGAACGCACAGUUUGCUGGCCAGACUGCUACAAGCUAUAAUCAUCCAUUCGCUCAACAGUUUCACAAUCAAUAUGUGCAAGGCCAUCAACCCAGACAGCAACAGCAACAGCAACAACAGCAGCAGCAGCAACAACAACAUGCGAUGUACCCCCAAUUCGUUGGCAACCCCAGCGGACCAGGCGGUGGACAUCAUAUACAAAAUCAAAACUAUAUACUCCAACAACCUAUGAUGCACAACCCAAAUGUUCCCUUGCAGCAGCAUCAACUUCAGUCUCCACAAUUUUUGCGACAGCAAAAUACCAUGUACGGGGGUGCAUAUGACUCUCGAGCAGCGGGCGGAUAUCCUCUGCCACAGCUACGGCUUGAUAGCUCACUUGCACAUGCUGGAACAACAAAUCUCCAUCCGCAGCUUCAAAGUACAGUGCGAAGAUCAAGCUCCAACUCAUCCCUCCAGAAGUCGGUCCUGCGAGGUCCUCCAAGAAAGCCUAAGCAAUCUGGCCAUGCGCUUUGGGUGGGUAAUCUCCCACCGGCGACACACAUUAUAGAUCUGAAAGAUCACUUUUCUCGGGAUGCUACUGAUGAUAUAGAGAGCGUCUUUCUCAUUUCAAAGAGCAAUUGUGCUUUUGUCAAUUACAAAUCCGAAGCAAGCUGCGCAGCUGCUAUGUCUCGCUUCCAUGAUUCUCGCUUUCAAGGAGUUCGACUGGUCUGCAGAUUACGUCGUGGAAGUAUGUCAACAAAUGCUACACAAUCUGUACCAAAGCCAAACCUUGACUCAAAAAUAGAUGGGGAAGCUUCACCCGUCGUAGAAGACGGCGCACUCACAGACGGUGAAGCAAAAGCAUCAUCAGAGUCAGAGACGGAGGUUGUGGAGAAGGUUAAGGAGAAGUUUUUCGUUGUCAAGAGUUUGACUGUGGACGAUUUGGAGCGAAGUGUGCAAAGUGGAGUUUGGGCAACGCAGGCUCAUAAUGAAGCCGCGCUGAACAAAGCAUUUGACGCGGCUGAAAAUGUGUAUCUGAUAUUCUCAGCCAACAAGUCAGGCGAGUAUUUUGGAUACGCCAGGAUGGAGUCUACCAUUGAUGGUAACGCGGUCGCGGAUGUUGAAUAUCAACCAAGUCCCGAAGUUUCGAUCCCGACUUCAACAGAUCUACCCCUUACCAUACCAACACAAGCAACUUCUACAGCUCCCAGAGGACGGAUUAUCGAUGACUCUGCACGAGGUACCAUUUUUUGGGAAGCAGAACCAGAGAAAAAGCUCCAAGAGGAGCAAGUGGCUGAAGACGAGGGCGGUGAUCUAUCUGGCGAAGGUGAUGAUUCUGCCAACAUAUCUCCUGGUACACCACAAGCCUUUGGAAAGCCUUUCAAGAUCAAGUGGAUAUCAACGGACCGACUUCCUUUCUACCGAACGAGAGGUUUGCGAAAUCCUUGGAACGCGAACCGAGAAGUCAAGAUCGCUCGAGAUGGUACCGAGAUCGAACCAAGUAUCGGCCGUCGACUUGUCAGCAUGUUCCACCGUCCACAAAUGCCUACAAGUAGCCCUAAUGCUACCCGUCAGCAGCAACCACCACCACCACCACAAGGCGGAAUGAGUCCAUACAUGAAUCCCCAUGGCUCUGCACCAGGAGGUGUGUAUGGCAGGACUUAUUGA